Molecule: messenger RNA, 435 nt
Organism: Danaus chrysippus (African queen)
Lineage: Eukaryota; Metazoa; Arthropoda; Insecta; Lepidoptera; Nymphalidae
Source: the annotation of a GenBank genome assembly
AUGUUCAAUAAAGGGUUAGAUCUCGUAGCACGUGGCUACGUUGUAACGAGAUCAAUUCGUAGAUUCUUUAAUGCAGCACGAGGGCCUCAAUAUACUAUAAGUACAGAUAAUGGUCACAAACAUCCCUAUCUCGAAGUCCGGAACGCGACAUAUCAUGGUUUAGGACCUCGUGAAGAAGCUCGGGCCAUGUGCGCCGUUAAAACUCAAGAAGUCAAUGCCACAGCCAACGCGACAAUUACAAGGAGGUUGCACGGUGUUGUUACAUCACGGGAGCUACACACUGCUGUCCAGCGAUUGGAAGUGAUAAUUUUUGGACAGAUGCAGCAGUUGUGGCAGAGCCUGGACGCAUUGCGAUCACAACUCACAAGUAAUACGAACACUAAUUAUCCCGAUAGAAGAAGCAUCUCUUUUAGGUUUAGACCGAAUAGAGGUUAA